AUGGAUAGAUAUCUCAUUCAAAUGACCGCUCCCACCGGCAACACAGCCGAGUACAUAACCACAACNCCCUCCCAACCCACCCAAUUAGCAGGCACCAAGCGCAGAUCCAUAGACGCCUCUGACUUACUAACCAUCAACCUCGAUGACUAUGACAUUCCCGAUGGUCACCCCAUGGACUCUUGCACCGUAGUCCGCGGCAAGAUAAACCGCUUCCUCGAAGCCGGAGAAAUGAAAGUGGGCCAGUUCUGCGACGCCAUUGGUGUCUCUGGGAAUGCUUAUAGAAGAUUUAUGGCCCAGAGUGGCAAGUUUGCUGGCGAGGGGUGUGAGACUUAUCAGAAUGCUUGGCUUUUCUUCAAGAAGAGAGAGAUGGCGGGUCUGAAGAUUCCUACCAAAAAGCAAAAGACUGCUGGUGCUUCGUCAUCUUCUGCUGCUGCAUCCUCAGCUGGAAAUAAGAGUGCCGUGACAGAUAUAAGUAGCAUUCAUCUCGAUGGUAAUGGAAACACUCUCAUACAAACACUCUUCGGCCUAGGACCAGCUGACGAAGACAACCACCAAACAGGAGAACAAGACGACGCCGUAGAAGUCUACGACAGCUGCGACGAAAUACGCAGAAAGAUCUCAGCACACCUGCGCAAACCCAACGUCACAGCAGCCCAAUUCUGCCGCGACCUGCUCGUCCAAUACCACACCUCCAAGAAACCUCCCCAGAUCCAAUCCGGCCAAUUGACAAAGUUCCGCGGCUACAAAGGCGCAGAUACCGGCAAUACUUCUUGUGUGUUUUAUGCUGCGUAUGUGUUNUUUGAGAAGGUGAGGUUGGCAGAGGGGAAGCCGAAGAGCAAACAUAGACAGGAGAUGGAAGAGAUCUGGGGCGGGAAGGGUGGGUUUAAUGUUACUAGGGGACAUCACAGAGGGUACGUUGGCAAUUUUUUCUUUCUUUUUAUUAUUGCUUUGCGUCGCUGGUUGAGUGUCGGUGAACUGACGGUAGCAACAGAUUUNCUCGUCAUGGGCAAUGACAGACCCGUGCAAGAUCAGUACGGUCGAGUUACCAUCGUGCGAGGACGCUGA
Molecule: messenger RNA, 1065 nt
Organism: Aureobasidium vineae
Lineage: Eukaryota; Fungi; Ascomycota; Dothideomycetes; Dothideales; Saccotheciaceae
Source: the annotation of a GenBank genome assembly